This is a messenger RNA of Penicillium arizonense, 1575 nucleotides long. RefSeq lists its product as uncharacterized. Gene Ontology annotation, molecular function: heme binding; iron ion binding; oxidoreductase activity, acting on paired donors, with incorporation or reduction of molecular oxygen. Bases 1 to 1575 code for a protein of 524 amino acids. The transcript has a single exon. The record is from RefSeq and is a predicted model, not a curated record. Lineage: Eukaryota; Fungi; Ascomycota; Eurotiomycetes; Eurotiales; Aspergillaceae.
AUGCUUUCUCUCUGGAUUUGUAUCCUCUCUCUAUUACUCGUGCUCCUGUUCAAAUGGGAUAGGAAAUCACAACUCCCACCAGGCCCCAAGCCUCUUCCUCUCAUUGGAAAUAUUCAUCAACUCCCCAGCUCAUCUUUCUUGUCCUUAUUGCAACAAUGGCACACAACAUAUGGCCCUAUCAUUAGUAUCCGGAUUGGUGCUCAAGUGAUAGUGUUCUUGGGAUCUCACCAUGUCGCCCACGAGGUCAUGGCCAGACAGGGUGCUUGGUGUAGCUCGCGUCCUGAAAUUCCAUUUUUCAAGCGAAUCCUGCAGAUCCCCCUUCCAUCAGGCCUCUUGCCGUAUGGGGAGAAAUGGAAACGUCACCGACGCUUUCAAUAUUCAAUCCUCAAUACCCAGACAACCAAGUCAUAUCGAAGGGAUCUGGAGCUCGAGUCCACACAGGUUCUUUGGCAGAUGCUGGAAUCCGAUGACUUCGAGACAGUCUCGAGUCGAUAUGCGUACAACUUGGCAUCGACUUUAAAUUUUGGGCAAAGAUCCUCGGAACAAGACGUGGCGGAGAUCAUAGAGAUACAGGGCCUCUUCAUAAAAAAUCUUAUUCAAGGGUUCGUUGGUGAAUUAUUAUCCACCAUUCUGCUAUUUGGCUCGAUUCCGUUUAUAGAGACAUAUCUGAACUGGGUCCUUGGGUGGGAGAAUGCCGGAAGCAAGUUUACUGGGCGACUCCGCGCCUUUUUUACUCAACACAUCAACAACAGCAUUAGAAACGGACACCAGCAAAGUUGGGCCCAAGGAAUGGUCCACGAAGCCCAAAAAGCCCAAAAAGCCCAAGAAUCCCAAGAAUCCCCUGAAACUUUCGAAAAUUCGAGGAACUGGGACGAGAUAUGUUUGGAGUCGUUCGAAGUACAUAUGGCGACCAGCGUGACGACCCAGAGUUCACUGUCGACAUUUGUCCUGGCCGCGCUCCUUUAUCCAGAUGCAGUGGCAGUGGUACAGGAUGAACUGGACGCGGUCAUCGGACCAGGUAGAUUUCCAUCAUUUGAGGACAUGCCCAACUUGCCCCGUCUCAACUCUUUUAUCAAAGAGGUUUUUCGGUGGCGACCGCUCCUUCCCACCAGCGUCCCCCGAGUAGCUUCAAAGGACAUGGAAUAUUCAGACUAUCGCAUUCCGGCCGGUAGCGUUCUCGUUGUCAGCCAAUCGGUGAUUAAUAUCGAUAAAGCAAUGUUCGAGGAACCUGAACUGUUCCAGGGAGAUCGAUACAUGAAGAACCCAGAGUUACCCGAGCCUGCCGCUUUCGGAUAUGGACGACGAUCAUGUCCUGGGCGGCAUCUGGCUCGCGAAUCAACGUUUAUUGUUAUUUCACGAUUGCUUUGGGGAUACAAGAUCGCGCCUCAUCCAGAGGAUCAAAACCGGAAUUUUGACAGAGUGGGAUCUAAGGUGGGUUUCGCCUUGUUCUGGCCAGCUUCAUUCCGAGCAACGUUUCAAAUCCGCUCUCCAGUUCAUCAGACUACCGUUGAGCGUGAAAUCCGGGACAAAUGUGGAAAAUACGGUGAAGGGGUUGAGCAUAUGCCUGUAUCUUGA